AUGGCUGAAUACCAUCACCACAUUGCCGUUCUAGGUGCAGGAACAAUUGGUCUGUCAAUGAUCGCCCUGCACCUCCGACGCCCUGACACCCGCGUUACAAUCUACGACCCACGCCCCGACUUCGAAUCCCAGCUCCGCGCCCAACUUCCGGCCUUUCUCGACCCAUCGUCUGUGCCUGACACCUCUACUGAUGCAAUUGACCAUUUAAUCUCUACCUCCCGGUUUAAAAUAGUCCCAACCCUCCGCGAAGCAGUUCAAACCGCAACAAUCAUCCAAGAGCAAAGCCCCGAACGAACAGACUCCAAGCAAGCUCUCUGGAAAGAAGUCGCGCAACAUGCCGACGCAACCGCACAUCUCUGGAGCAGUUCCUCCGGAAUCGCAGCCUCGGUACAGGCAGAAGGAUGUCCAUCCGGCGUGGCAGAGAGACUAGUCGUCGCGCAUCCAUUCAACCCGCCGCAUCUAAUACCCCUCGUGGAAAUUGUCCCAGGACCACAAACUGCACCCGACAGGGUAGACUUCGUCAAGGGAUAUUUGAAGACUGUCCCGGGUCCAUCCAAGCUACCCGGCUCCUCGCAAGAACACGGCAGCUUCGUGCAGCACUAUCGACCCGUCGUCCUGCAUAAAGAGAUUCCCGGGUUCGUGGGGAAUAGACUUGCGUUUGCGCUCUUACGAGAGGCCUCCUACCUUGUUGGUGAAGGUGUUGUUUCGGUGCGGGAUCUGGAUACUCUCGUCACGGCUAGCCUUGGUCCUCGCUGGGCUGGUAGUGGUGUUUUUGAGAGCUAUCAUGCUGGUGGUGGGGAGGGCGGGAUUGGUGCUUUCUUGCAGAAAUUGGCGCCGACCAUGAAGGAUGUAUGGGGUCAGUUGGGUCAAAUUGAUAUUUCUACAGAGGCGGGAAGGCAGAAUGGUGUUGAGGUUGGUGAGAACGAGAAGUGGAAGGAGGACGUUAUUCGUCAGACGGAGGAGGCGUAUGGACCUUCUACUUCGGAUGAUACGCGGACCAAGAAAGAGGUUAUGCUUCGUGGUGUGAUUGAGAUGCAGAAGCAAUGCUGGGAUGCAUUGGAGUAG
Penicillium argentinense is the source of this 1065-nucleotide messenger RNA. RefSeq lists its product as uncharacterized. Lineage: Eukaryota; Fungi; Ascomycota; Eurotiomycetes; Eurotiales; Aspergillaceae. Gene Ontology annotation, biological process: fatty acid metabolic process. The transcript has a single exon. Gene Ontology annotation, molecular function: oxidoreductase activity, acting on the CH-OH group of donors, NAD or NADP as acceptor; NAD+ binding. Bases 1 to 1065 code for a protein of 354 amino acids. The record is from RefSeq and is a predicted model, not a curated record.